AUGACCAGUUUUUUGUCGAUGCUUGUAAGAGUUGAAAUGCCUCUACAAAUCGAGCACACUGGUAAAAUCCCAUUUACUGUGGGUUCAGAAUCCUUUUUCACGAAAUAUUGGGCUUUUGGGGACAUGAGUCUAGGUCGGCCCCUGAUCUGUGUCCACGGUGGUCCCGGUAUACCAAGUACUUAUAUGAGACCUUUCGCCACUUUGGCGAGUGAACAUGGCAUACCCGUCAUCAUCUACGAUCAGAUAGGAUGCGGGCAGUCUGCUCUUUCUCAAAACGGCGAAGGCUUGUCUCAUUUUAGUGAAAGGGACUCUGCUUUCUGGACAGUGGCGCUCUUCAUAGAUGAGCUCAUGAAUCUGAUCGAAUACAUGAACGUCGACACUUUCGAUCUUCUUGGACAUUCUCGGGGUGGAAUGAUCUGCUCUGAACUUGCUGCCAAGCGAAAACCAUGCGGCCUGAGAAACCUUAUUCUGGCAAAUUCACUUGCCUGGAUGGGCGGGUGGUGCAGCGGUAAUAUAAAGCUUCUGCAAGGCAGUCGAAUCUCGGCGAAUUCAGUGCAUGUGAUUCAGAAUGCUGAAUGUCACCCUGGGCAUGGGCAAGAAAUCGAAAGCCGAAUUUCUCUACAGAGUACAGAAUACAUUACAGCGCUUCGUGAGUUCCAGCACACAUUCACUUGCCAAAUGGACCCUUGGCCUACAGAAUUUCUCAGCUCUUUGGAGCAGGCCAACACAGGGAACGUUGUGCACCUUGCCAUGUAUGUUUCAAACUUGAACAUGCGCCCGCUUCUCCUUUCUAACCCUAUUCGCCUCGGAUAUACUACAUAG
Molecule: messenger RNA, 822 nt
Organism: Penicillium lagena
Lineage: Eukaryota; Fungi; Ascomycota; Eurotiomycetes; Eurotiales; Aspergillaceae
Product: proline-specific peptidase
Exons: 1
Coding region: 1-822 (273 amino acids)
Biological process (GO): proteolysis
Molecular function (GO): peptidase activity
Source: RefSeq, a predicted model, not a curated record